CAAGAAUCAAAUAGAGCCAAUUGCCAACAUUAUGCCGGGAACUGGCAAUUACGUUCGUCUGGUGUCCAUAGCGGUAGUUAUCUACCCCCAUGCACCGUCAGUGCAAGGAUUUGUAACGGAACUGCGACGUGGAUUUUUGCCGACGAUCCAGACCGGGUGUUCCUCGGCGACGUCGCUGUUGGCGUACCAUCCUCUGUCGACGGCUCUGGAACAGAUUGCCAACGAAAGAUCUAUUCGAGACUCAUCGUAUCGAAAACUUUCCUGGUUGGAUCCCACCACAGCGUCGCCACGGUUGUCGCAGGACAUUGCAGUAGACAAGGACGCAUCUCAAGCGGGCCCCAACACGGCAUCCGAAGAAGUUCUACCACUAUACCCCUUGCAAGCAGUCUACGUACCGACAGAGACAUCGUUAAAACACUCACAUUUUACCAAUUAUACACUCAACAAUGUGGAGCCACGCAACAUUCGGAUGGCUUUGGAUCUUUGGGACAACAAAACCGCGUCCAAUCGACGAUUUUGCUCUGUCCUCCGGUGUGUCGACAGUGGACGACUUGCCACAAUCGGGACUGUAUUGCGGAUCGUCGCCUUGGAAACACAGUACGGUGCUGUAGAUCCGACGAUUGUGUUGCGUGUCAUUGUAAAAUGUGUUGCUGAGGAGCUCGUAGAGAUCGCCGGCAUUGAAAAUCCCGAGGCCGCAACUCAAGAGGCACGGUUGUUGGGACGACCAGAAUACCUCCAGGCUCGUAUAAAAAAGCGUACGCUUCCAGAGGAGGCCGACGACUUUCGGUCAGGAGAGGCACAAUGGCUGGUACAGUUUACGCAAGACUAUCACGCUGUUCGAAAUUUCUAUUUGGGGGGUGUGGGUACCAAGGAUAUACCACAUUUCGCUUUGUCGACCGUAGAAGACUCGUUGCCAAUAUGGACAGAAGCUGAUUUUACACCCUGCAAGUUUUGGCAGAUUGCCGAAACCUGGCAGAGACUCUGUUACACUGUUCGUGAAGGUCGUCAAAUUAUGCUAUCAUCCAAUCGCAACGAGCUCAUGGUGACGGCGGCGCUAGGAAAGGGUGGGCCACUCCAGUUACCGAUUCACAUGGAAGAUCUGUCUGUCAACGAGCGUCAAGCGAUACAAACGCUAGAAGAAAAAGCUCGCGACGCUUGGUUGGAGUUGCGCCUCGACCCGUGCAUGGAUUUCCAAAUCCUAAUUGCUCUGCCGACGCAUCACGAGCGUGUUGCCUUCUUGGCCAAUUUGGUUUCUCGUGAACGUCGGCGACUAACGGAAUUGGCGUUGUCUUCUCCAAUAGAAAAGAGGGUAGAUGAGACGUCCGAGUUGCCGCGCAAAGGGGCAUGGUUUUUUGAAUGA
Messenger RNA from Phaeodactylum tricornutum CCAP 1055/1, 1360 nucleotides. RefSeq lists its product with no specific name. Bases 32 to 1360 code for a protein of 442 amino acids. The record is from RefSeq and is a predicted model, not a curated record. The transcript has a single exon. NCBI's taxonomy places the organism in Eukaryota, Bacillariophyta, Bacillariophyceae, Surirellales, Neidiaceae.